Centrocercus urophasianus (Greater sage-grouse) is the source of this 6128-nucleotide messenger RNA. It is a transcript of the gene SLC22A16, whose product is annotated as solute carrier family 22 member 16. NCBI's taxonomy places the organism in Eukaryota, Metazoa, Chordata, Aves, Galliformes, Phasianidae. Gene Ontology annotation, biological process: transmembrane transport. The coding region runs from base 37 to 1596 and encodes 519 amino acids. The record is from RefSeq and is a predicted model, not a curated record. Gene Ontology annotation, cellular component: membrane. The transcript has 8 exons.
GCGCCGGGACAGCGGCACUGAGGCUGCGGCCCCGCCAUGGCUCCCGGCUCCGAGCAGCUCUUCGACUCCCUGGGUCACUUCGGCAGAUUUCAAGCAUGUGUGUAUUUUGCAUCUGUCUUUCAAGCUAUGUCAUGUGGCAUCCAUUACUUAGCAUCUGUGUUCAUGGCUGUUACACCUAACUUUGUAUGUGGGAUCCCUGGAAAUGUGAGUAGCGUUCUCUUCUACAACUCCUCUAAAGCAAGUCUAGAGGACAUCUGGACAACGUGGACAUCAACAGAAAAUUACAUUGUAGCCCAGCUGGAAAAUGGAGAAAUCUGGGAACUUAAUCAAUGCAGCAAGUCCAAACGAGAAGUCAGUUUUGACCUAGAGUAUGAAUAUAAAGGCAACAAGUCCAUAUUUUCUUGUUCUGAUGGAUUUCUUUAUGACGAUACAAAAUGGAAGAGCACUGUUGUUACGCAGUGGGAUCUGGUCUGUGACCGAGAAUGGCUGGCAAAAUUAAUCCAGCCUACGUUCAUGCUUGGAGUCUUGGUUGGAGCGGUGAUUUUUGGUGACAUUGCUGACAGACUGGGAAGACAGCGCGUUAUGUGGUUCACAAGUGCUGGUCAGUUUGUAUUUGGCAUCACAGUGGCAUUCACGUUUGACUACUACAGCUUCGUGAUUGUUCGCUUUCUCCUUGCUAUGGUUUCAAGUGGCUAUCUGGUUGUGGCUUUUGUUUAUGUGACUGAAUUUGUUGGCAUUAAAGCACGAACCUGGGCUUCUAUGCAUGUCCAUGCUUUUUUUGCUUUGGGAAUUAUGGUUGUGGCACUCGUGGGAUUUUUGGUUCGGACCUGGUGGGUGUAUCAGAUAUUUCUCUCCAUAGCAACUCUUCCCUUUGUCUUGUGCUGCUGGAUGCUUCCAGAAACACCUUUGUGGCUGCUAUCAGAGAAAAGAUAUGAAGAUGCACAAAAAGUAAUCAAUAUAAUGGCAAGGUGGAACAAAGUAAGCACUUCCUGCAAAGUGUCUGAACUGUGCUCAGUCCAACAAGAUGACCCAGGCACUGACAGAACAAGUGGCAGUGGUGCAUCCUCAACCAAGAAGCACACCAUCUUAGAUCUGUUUUGUAAUUGGUACAUUGCAAGAAGGACCAUCACGAUCUGGCUGGUCUGGUUCACUGGGAGCCUGGGGUACUACGUCUUCUCCCUGAGUUCUGUCAAUCUAGGAGGCAAUGAAUAUUUAAAUCUGUUUCUCAUAGGUGCUGUGGAGUUGCCUUGCUAUAUCAUUGCUUGCAUUGGGAUGGACAAACUGGGAAGGAGAAACACACUCAUUCCGUUCCUUAUUUUAAGUGCACUGAUCUGUGUUUUAAUUAUGUUCAUACCUCAGGACUUUAAUGUGUUAAUUAUCUUGGCAAACAUGGCUGGAAAAUUUUCAAUAGGUGUGGCAUUUGGCCUUAUAUACCUCUACACAGCAGAACUGUAUCCAACAAUUGUAAGAUCGCUUGCUGUUGGAAGUGGGAGCAUGAUGUGCCGUGUAGGCAGUGUGGUUGCUCCUUUCUGUGUGUAUCUGAGAAGUGUUUGGAUUUUCUUGCCACUUAAUUGCUCAGGUUGGAAAAAACCUUAAAGAUCAUCAAGUCCAACUGCAUAAAAUUCUUCUUUAGCCUUUUCCCUGACUUCCCUUGGACACUGCACUUUUGGAAUAGCCUUCCAGAAGAUCAAGACUGUCUUAGACUUACUAUGCUUAGUCUUCACAUCUAUGCCAGGGCAUCUGCUUUGUACUCUUCCUUUACGUGAAUCAAACUAAGCAAUUCAUGAAAUGGAAAAAGAAAAAAAAAAAGAGAAGCUAACGAUGAUGUUCAUGGUAACUUUGACAAGAAACAGGACCUUGGAUUCAUUAAGCACACUGUAAUGUAGAUGAUUUCCAGGUCAUGCUACUAUUGGAUCCUUAUCUCUAAUUGCCCCAGGAGAAGACAGGCGCAGACCAUUCCUUCAUAGAUCUUGGGCAUUGCUUCUAUGUUAUGUAGCUUCAAACCCAUUUUGGACAAAAUAUUUUGUUUCUUUCCUGCUCACAAUAAACUGUAUUUGUUGAUUACAUUCCUCUUACGCGUUUGCUGCUUAGAAAUCAUGCAGCUUUUCAAUACCUUUUUGUUCUCCUGGAAGAUAAUUUCUGCUGAUGCAAAAUUAUAAGUAAUUAUGAAGUUUACAUUAAGGUUAUAAGUGAACAAGAGCUUAUUAACAAUUUAAAAACAGUUUGAGUUCUUUCAAAACCCCCUAGAAUUUGCUUUGUCUAGCACAGCAAUGUUAUAUGUAAACUGGAUGUGUCAGAAGGUAAAAAUACAAUAGGAUGUGUCUUUGACCUAGAUUCUAAUUUUCUCUACCACACUGGAAUUUCGUGCAAAAAUGGCAUUGUGUCCUUUUGAUUUUGCAACAACAAUAACAACAGUGAAAACCUUAUAGAUGCUAGAUUGGUUUGAGAGAAUUCUUGGGAAUUUGUUUCAUAAUAUAAAUUAAUUACAUUCAAUUGUCUUAGAUGAAAAAAGCAGACCACAAAAUAAUUUAUUCCCUCAUGCUCCUAAAAACUGUUUUCUUUCUUAGUAAUGACCCCAUACUAACCAAUACAGCAUUUCAGGAAAGACACAGAAAACAAUAUUUGCACAACAGAGCAGCCAUAAGGGAGCUUCUCUUUCUCUGGUCAAUGUUUUGCUUACUAGCUGAGAUAAGCUUUAUCUGUGCAGAAGUGCUGCAGUCAAACCACAGAUGAUGAAUGCUCAGGUAUGCUGAAGAACAGUGGAAAUAGCAAUGUGAACUGAGGAAUUAUUUCAGCUCUGAGCAGCCCUCAGUGUGCAGAAAGUCCCCAUAGUAUUUGUGGAGCUGUGUAGUCGUUAACUGUGAAUAUGUUUUCAUUAUUAGCUCCUACUAUAAAGCAAUUGUCAGUUUAUUAAAUAGGCUUGUCUAAGCAUGGUGCAGAUCUUGCCAAGACUUAGGUAAAGUAAGUGGUUUGGAAUGAAAGUGAAAUUAAAUGGAUUACAUUUCUGAAUAAGCUGAUGUAUAUCAUGUUGACCUAUUGUAUACACCACGCACUGUCAAGCAGUUAAUGCCGCUAUUUGUUUGACAGUCUGCCUCGCAUACAGUUAUGCCACCUGUGAGCAAUGCAAACACCUCAUUUGAAUGCCUAUAAAUUUUGAAUAGCUUGCUAAAAAUGUAGUUUGUAUGCGACAACUUUCAAGAAGAGUUGUAGUAACGGUGCUGCUCUAUGUGUGUCCUAUUUGUGUUUCUCGGUGGUUCAGAAUUAUGUUCCAUUAGUAUUUUAACAGGACCUUGAUUUUUCUGUCAAAUGCAUCACAAAGCACAAACAAAAAUAACUUCACUGAGGUCAGUGAAGCCAAUUGAAUGAAAAUCCCGUGUUUUAAAUAUUUUUCAUUGUAGUUGAAUUAGGGAUUUUGCAAGUAAGAUUACGUUUUUAGACUGGUUUCAAGCAAUCAGAUAUGAACAUAUUUGAUUGUCAGGCUAGAAGAAUUUCUUGUUCUCAAAAGUAAGGGUGUUAUUUUGUAGGGAUAUUUAAUGCAAAUCAUCUCUCUCUCUAGUACAAGUCUACUAUCUCCCAGCCUUAUACCAGUGUGAAAUUAAAUUUGUUGCUUCAGGUAGUGAGGAAGACUUAAAAAAAUGGCAGCACAUCUUUUUUGAAGUUAUUCACGGUAGCUGUUAGAAACUGCUGGAUGCACUGAAGUGCUGGGAGUAAUUUGAGAGUUUGACUAAACUGAAAGUCAGAUUUCAAAUGAAGAGUCUGAAAAAGCAGUGACUUAAACACACACAGCUGCCACAUUAAUUUUAGUGGAGCUUAAACAUACUUAAAUAUUUUGCACAACAAUACACUUCAAUCCAUAAACGUUUAACUCUUGGCUAUAUCAGGAAAACGUUUUCUGAUGCUGAAUUACAUAUGGACAAUGUUACACACAGACAUAACGUACACAUACUGUGUGUGUUUGGAUCACACAUAGGGCCAGAUCCUGUCAGAUGCCACAUGAAGAGUAAUGUCCAGUUUGCUGAAGACUUGUUUUGAAUUAUUGUAACUUCACUGAUGAGUUUGGAUACUGUCCCUGAAAAAAUAGAAAAAAGAAAAAAGAAAAAAAGAUGAUGUUUGAAAAGUCACUUCAUUAAUAUGCUGUGAUUUAACUGUUUCAUAUUCUGUCUUUCAUAGGAAGCACUGGAAAAUGCAUUGUAGAUGAGGUAGAAGGGAAACAGAGGGAAUUAGCCUGGGGUGCAGCAAUAGAGAGCUGAGAUUAAAGGCAGGAAAGGUGGUGUUGUGCAGGUGUCCAGGAUAGUGGGAGUUCACAGGGCAUAAGAGGCAGGUUCAUGUGGAAGGGAAACACUAGAAGAAAGUGUCUGAAAGACCAUAUGGAACAGAGAAGACAUACAUCUACAAAGCACAGUGUUGUUUUAAUGUUGCUGUCAGGCAUCAGUAGUGACCCUGUUCUCAUGAACUCUGAGUGUAUGGAUAUCCAAAGAAAUUAGUAGUCUUUUAAGCUUCGGUCUCCUCAGAAUCCCUCAGUAUUCUCAAUUAUAAAUGUAUGACAGCCUAAGAAAAUGCAUAAGAAAGGUCAAUAUGGAAUAGAAUUUUGCAGUUUAUCCUGUCUUGCUGUGACAGAAAAUAACUUCUAAUAGUAGAGGAGAGUUUUGUGCUCAGUAGUGAGUGUGUUCUCUGUUCUAGUUGACUUUUCAGACACUUUGUAUUCUUCUCACUCAGUACUAUUUCCUCUGGUCCUAUUACUGCUAGGAUAUUUUUUGUAAUUUCACAUGGUGAGGGAAUGAAUAUUUUAUUUUCGCUGUCACUUGUGCUGUUAAACAGUAUUUUGAAGAAAGAAGAGUGUAUGGAACCAUAUGAAUUUUGCUUCUCAAAAAGUUACUUGAGACAAGGAAAAGCGGCAGAGUGCAUUUGCAUGAAAACAGCUCUGUUCAAGGUCACAGUGGAGAACUCCACUUUUAAAGCAUCUUUCUAACUUGAGAAGAAAGUCUUACUUAGAUGCAGAUGGUAGCGGGCCAGUUCUUGUCUCCAGCACUGUGCGAGGAAGAAAGGUGUUGUAGUUCCAAAUGUCUCACACUUGUAGGGCAAGUAUUAAACAAACAGCACAAACAUGAGAAUCAGCACAGGGCCAGAUAAAGAUAAUACAGUAUUAAAGAACACAGUCAUGAAAUGGAAAAACACUGAGGCCAGGCAUGAUGUACUGUGCAGAAGCAUUUAAAUCAAGAGAGAUUCGGAUUAUUUAUAACCUAACAUUGGAAGAAUGUCAAGGUUUUAAUGCCUGUACUGUACUUCAAAGGAGGAAAGUGGAAACUGUUCUCACUGAGCAAAUAAAGAAAUAAAGGGAAAAAGAGAUGCUUGUGGAGUGUGUGCAUCUGCAUCUAUCCUGCAUGGUCCUGGUGCUUGCUCCUUGACACCGAAGCAUGCUGUUAUGGUAGCAUGUAUGCCACAGACAAAUCCAAGAUGUGACCGUGGUGCACAUGUCAGUAAAUGCCUGCACCCCUACUGGAUCUAUAAUGAAAGUUCAGCAAAGUAUUCCUGUUGAGAGUUAUAGUUUCUGCUGACCACAAGUUAAGUGCUCUCCUGACCCCAGAUGCACAUUUCUGCAGCUCCAGGCCAACAGUCUGUACCUAGAAAUUCUGGUCUGGCUGUACAUAGGAUGAGCAAGGAUGCAGGUACAGGGGGAGAGGUUCAGGAGAUAGAGCGUGGAUUGAGGUUAUAGGUGGUGGGGAAGUUCCAGCUCUGUGAACAUGCAUGUAAAAUAAAUGAAUGCAAUCCUAUAAUCUAUUUUUAAAUACAUGCAUGGUAAUAGAAAUACCAAAUGAAGAUAUAUAUAUUCUCUUUUCUCAAACAUAAUUAUUCCUCCUUGCACUGUAUUGAUUCCUUAUGGAAAAAACAAACAAACAAACACUGCAUUUGUUCUUCAUUAAUUCUAAACUUGCAAUUCAUUAAUUCCGCCACAUAAGAUUUCAUUUACACAAUAAAAAAGGAGAUCUUUUGUACAGACAGCAUUUCAGACUUAUGAUAUUUGCUUUACACCGCAGUUCCUUGAAUUUUAUUUCAAGUGUACUCUCAAGCAAGACCAAAGAUUUGCAUACCUUGAAAAACAUUUCUACCCUUACAGCUGCUUUUUAUUU